Oncorhynchus keta (chum salmon) is the source of this 1387-nucleotide messenger RNA. RefSeq lists its product as uncharacterized. The record is from RefSeq and is a predicted model, not a curated record. Bases 1 to 1260 code for a protein of 419 amino acids. The transcript has 3 exons. NCBI's taxonomy places the organism in Eukaryota, Metazoa, Chordata, Actinopteri, Salmoniformes, Salmonidae.
AUGAAUAAACUAAUGGAGGGCAAAUACACACUGCUGAUCGGGAAACGUGUCGCUCUGAAGAUGUGCCGGGGGGGAAACUCAGAACUGACUUUAGAUCAGUGCCUAUGGGCAACUUCAUUCUACUCUUUAAAGGACCUUUUAAAAAAAAAGGUUUACUUGAAGACCAUUCCUCUUGUAGCCAUUCCUCUGGGAUCUACAACAGGUCUGUUCAUCCCCAUCCUUCUGGGUCCUAAAGCAGGUCUGUUCAUCCCCAUCCUUCUGGGUCCUAAAGCAGGUCUGUUCAUCCCCAUCCUUCUGGGUCCUAAAGCAGGUCUGUUCAUCCCCAUCCUUCUGGGUCCUAAAGCAGGUCUGUUCAUCCCCAUCCUUCUGGGUCCUAAAGCAGGUCUGUUCCUCCCCAUCCUUCUGGGUCCUAAAGCAGGUCUGUUCAUCCCCAUCCUUCUGGGUCCUAAAGCAGGUCUGUUCAUCCCCAUCCUUCUGGGUCCUAAAGCAGGUCUGUUCAUCCCCAUCCUUCUGGGUCCUAAAGCAGGUCUGUUCAUCCCCAUCCUUCUGGGUCCUAAAGCAGGUCUGUUCAUCCCCAUCCUUCUGGGUCCUAAAGCAGGUCUGUUCAUCCCCAUCCUUCUGGGUCCUAAAGCAGGUCUGUUCAUCCCCAUCCUUCUGGGUCCUAAAGCAGGUCUGUUCAUCCCCAUCCUUCUGGGUCCUAAAGCAGGUCUGUUCAUCCCCAUCCUUCUGGGUCCUAAAGCAGGUCUGUUCCUCCCCAUCCUUCUGGGUCCUAAAGCAGGUCUGUUCCUCCCCAUCCUUCUGGGUCCUAAAGCAGGUCUGUUCAUCCCCAUCCUUCUGGGUCCUAAAGCAGGUCUGUUCAUCCCCAUCCUUCUGGGUCCUAAAGCAGGUCUGUUCAUCCCCAUCCUUCUGGGUCCUAAAGCAGGUCUGUUCAUCCCCAUCCUUCUGGGUCCUAAAGCAGGUCUGUUCCUCCCCAUCCUUCUGGGUCCUAAAGCAGGUCUGUUCAUCCCCAUCCUUCUGGGUCCUAAAGCAGGUCUGUUCCUCCCCAUCCUUCUGGGUCCUAAAGCAGGUUUGUUCCUCCCCAUCCUUCUGGGUCCUAAAGCAGGUCUGUUGCUCCCCAUCCUUCUGGGUCCUAAAGCAGGUCUGUUCCUCCAUCCCUCCCUCUGCCUACUUCUGUCUCACUCUGUCAUAAUCUGUCCUGCUGCCCAGUGCUUCAUGCAAACGCUAAUGACAGCUUGUUCUGAGAAAUUAGUGUUGCAUUAAACCGAAAACAAACAAAUAAGACAUACACACGCGUGCCAACAUGCCCACUUUCUCACCGAUGUGCAGGAGUUAUCUAGAUUACCAAUGGAUGGAUUAGUCUACUUUUGUUCCAAGCUCAUACAUCAAC